Molecule: messenger RNA, 3901 nt
Organism: Aspergillus candidus
Lineage: Eukaryota; Fungi; Ascomycota; Eurotiomycetes; Eurotiales; Aspergillaceae
Product: sulfate transporter family protein
Exons: 6
Coding region: 439-3708 (1089 amino acids)
Cellular component (GO): membrane
Source: RefSeq, a predicted model, not a curated record
GCUCUGACCCCUCAUCAACACCCUGGCCAGCCUUGAUUAACGGCCUUGCGCAAACGCUAAACCACACUGAGUGGGCCGGCGAUAACCUCCCGGUGAUAAGACUUUUUAGUCGGUCGAAUAACCUGAUAACGCCCCAAAUUUCCUCUUGUCUUCGGCCCCCCCAGCCUAUUUCUUUUCGCUCGAUUGCCUUCUGUUUUUUGAUCUUUCAUGUGUUGACUGGAUGGCUUUCCAUUGCAUCUCCCCGGUUCGGCAGCGAUAUCACCCCAAUUGCCCAUCAUAGGCAUUGCGUCAUUCAGAAUCAUCAAUCGCACUCGAGUAACGGCCCAAGACCACACCGCGCGCCCUGCGGGGACUCUGUUACCAGGGCUAAUCUCGUCCCUAUCAUUUGAUCUGUGUCAAAUAAUCACGUCAAGACCGUUAGACUACUAGUAGCCCCCGAUGGGCGUCUUCCGGACACGGAACAGCAGCGGGUCUGGGAAGUUCGGGCUUCCCCCUCGUCCAUCUGUCGACCGCUUGUCUCCGGAUCCCGCAGAGGCUCCGAUCGAACAGGCGCAUAAUGGCAGCCUUCCUCAUACGUUUGGGGUCGAUCCGCUCGUCUCCGGUGGUAGCUAUAGGACACCGAGUCGGUCGUUCUAUCAUCGAUCCUUCAACAAUGCAAAUGAUCCAGCGCAUUACUCGUCCCGCGGUCUUCGAGAACAGACAGCCGAGCUAGCCUCCCUUGCCCUCUCGCUGAACGAAAACUCCCAUCUCGCAGAGCGCAAUACCCUGCCGCCGUCGUUGGACGUGUUCCGCCGGGGUCAACAGCGGAGUCAAGAGUUGGAUCUCGCCGUGUCACCGAAGGAUACAUCCAUUGGUUCCGGGGGGCUGAUGCAGCCGUUGGACGCAGAACCGUCGACGCUCCACACCCCUGGCUCUUCGGUGCUCACGGAAAUGAUCCGCAAGCCUUCGCACGAGUCGCCUGCUGUCAGGUCCAGUCACCGGAAGCGGACGUCGGAUCUGAGCAGGACGAGUGAAAGCGAGGAAUCUGAGAGGGAGGAUGCGUCUGUACCUGACUUUGAAGAAUCUCAGAUCUCUAGCACUGAACGAUCUUCUCUUUUGCAUUCCACUCCUUCAAAAGCCGUCCGUAGCUAUGGGAGUGCGCACGACGUUGAAAGCCAAGGGUCUACAACAAAGCGAAAACGGACUCCACUGAAUACGGCGCGUUUCAAAGCCAAAAAGUGUUUCCGGGUGUUGACGAACCCCAAAGCCUGGGACAAACGAACGAUCUGGGAGCAGGGCGUAGUCCACCCUGCCAGUCUACUGCCGUCCGUGUUCCUCGGCCUGCUACUCAACAUCCUCGACGCGCUGUCCUACGGCAUGAUACUCUUUCCCCUGGGCGAGCCGAUUUUCGCGGAUCUCGGAUCAGACGGUAUUUCGAUGUUCUACGUCAGCACGAUCAUUGCGCAGCUGGUUUUCUCCUGUGGGGGUUCUAUCUUCCGCGGUGGGAUCGGGAGCGAGAUGAUUGAGGUUGUGCCGUUUUUCCACCAGAUGGCUUUUACGAUAUUGCAUAGUGUCGGCGAGGAGAAUCCGAAGUCGGUUAUUGCGACUAGUAUCUUGGCAUUUGCUGUCAGUUCAAUUAUGACUGGUCUGGUGUUUUUCCUCAUGGGGGCUUGUGGGCUGGGGUCUCUUAUUGGAUUCUUCCCGCGGCAUAUCCUGAUCGGGUGCAUUGGUGGUGUAGGGUUCUUCCUCAUGGCGACGGGUAUCGAGGUAUCCGCUCGUCUGCCAGGGACUCUGGAGUUUACCAUGCCCACGCUGCAGAGGCUGUUUCAAUUGGACACGCUGCCUCUUUGGGUGAUACCCUUGUUUCUCGCUGUCGGGAUACUGGUCUUGAAACGAUUCGUGCGCUCUAACUUUUUGGUUGGAGGGUACUUUGUCGGCGUGGGUGUUGUAUUCUACAUAGUCAAGCUUAUCGCGGGGAUACCCAUGGAAGCAUUACGCAACAGUGGAUGGGUGUUUAAUGCGCCAUCAUUCUCGAAGCCGUGGUAUAACUUCUACACUCUUUAUGACUUUGCCGCCGUGGACUGGCCUGCAUUCGUCGAGACCAUCCCGGCAAUGCUGGCGCUCACCUUUUUCGGCAUCCUCCACGUCCCGAUCAAUGUGCCGGCUCUGGGAAUCUCCACGGGCGAGGAUAAUCUGAAUGUUGACCGCGAGCUCAUUGCCCACGGCGUUACCAAUGCGUUGUCUGGGUUUUCUGGUAGUAUCCAGAACUAUCUCGUCUAUACAAACAGUCUACUUUUCAUCGAUAGUGGGGGAAACUCCCGUCUAGCUGGCGUCAUGCUUGCAGGCGCCACGAUGGGCAUCCUCGUAAUCGGGCCGGUGAUUGUGGGCUUUAUCCCGGUCAUGGUCGUGGGAGCUCUCAUCUUUAUGCUUGGCAUUGAACUGAUGCAAGAGGCGUUGGUUGAUACAUGGGGGAAACUGCAUCGGCUUGAAUAUAUGACGGUCGUUAUCAUCGUCUUGACGAUGGGCGUAUGGGACUUCGUGGUAGGCAUCUUCGUCGGCAUCAUUCUAGCCUGCAUGAGCUUCGUCCUGCAAACCUCCCGCAAAUCCGCCAUCCGAGCGACCUACUCAGGACGAGUGGCCGGCUCAACAGUCCGACGACCCCCCAUCCAGCAGCGCUUCCUCCGAGAAGCCGGGCAGCAAACCCUCAUAAUCAAACUCGGCGGCUACCUAUUCUUCGGCACGAUAGUCGACGUCGAAAACCAACUACGGGGCCUCAUCGAAGAAGAAUCAUUCAACAAGCGGCCCAUCCGCUUCCUCGUCCUCGACUUCUCCCGCGUCGUCGGCCUCGACUUCUCCGCCGCAGAGGCCUUCACGCGCAUCAGCCGCAUCCUCAGCCAACGCAAAGUCCAAAUGUCCAUCUCGGGCCUCGACGUCGAAGGCGAAGUCGGACGAAGCCUCCAAAACGUAGGCCUCUUCGAGCCCGUCAACGGCGUCGAACUCUUCGAAGACCUCAACUCCGCCCUCGAAUUCUCCGAAAACGACUACCUCAAGAUCUUCUACCGCUACCGCGAGUCACUCUUCCGAAAACGCAGCGCCCCCUCUUCCACCCUCGCAAUCCCCACCACAUCCCACCCACAAAGCCUGUCCCUCGCCGAAGGCACAGCCGCAGGAGGGGGGGGGAUAGUCAGCUCCCCACGCCACCGCUACCUUCAACAGGCGGCAACGACAACACUCCACGAAGACGAAUCCGCGACCUUCGCCCCGGCGGCAUGGUCCGCCAUGCGCCAACCCCUCCCGCUCCUCCUCCAAACCUUCCAAGGCCUAACCCUCCGCAACGAAGACUUCUGGUUCCCAGUCUGCGCAUUCUUCACCCGCGAAACCUACGCCGCAGGCAGCAUCCUCUUCGAAGAAGGCGACGUCCCGCGGUCCUUCUACCUCCUCGAGUCGGGGAUGCUGCGCGCAGAGUACGAGAUGCCGCAGGGGCGGUACUUCGAGCUGAUCGUUGCGGGGGGGCCGUGCGGCGAGCUGCCGUUCUUCAGCGAGACGCGCCGGACGGCGACCGUUCGGGCGGAGCAGGACUGUGUGGCGUGGUGCUUGAGUGUUGAGAAGUGGGGGCAGUUGCGGGAGAGGGAGCCGGAGCUUGCGAGGGAGCUGUUGACUGUUAGUUUGAAGUUGACGAGGGAGAGGAUGGAUAGUAUUACUUCUCAUGUUCUUACGAUGGCGGCUUGAUUUUACCCAUGUGGGUUCGGACUUUAUGUAUAUCAGAGGGUGGAUAGUAUGUAUGACUUGCUUGUUGGCAGUGCAUUGUUGAGCGUGUAUGAUUUGAGAUGCUUGAUGUGAGAAUGAUUGUGUGACAUUCCGAUAGCAUUUACUACGUUUUAAUCAUGGUAGUAUUGGUGGAUAUAAUAUAUCAAUAAAGUUG